AAUAUAAAAUUUUACUUUUUAAAAAAAUAUUUUUAGAUUUGUCAACAUCAUAUACUGAAAGAAUAAAAAAAUCAUUAGUUAAAAUAAAAUAUCAAAAAAAAUCAUAUCAAUUAAAUUGGAGACAAUAGACUUUAUAAAUGCCAAUUAUACACCAAUAAUUGAAUCAAGUUGAGGGGUAUCAAUAAAACAAAAUAUAAAAACUGAUGCCAAAAUAAAAUUUUAUAAAAAUAGAGAAUAUUCUCAAAAUAAACCCCUUAAAUUUAAAAUAUUUAUACAUAGAUGGUAAAUUUUAGAAUAAAAGAAAAGUCAGUUUCAAUCCAUAUUCAAUUAUGACUUGGACAAGCCAAGAUAAGCAUAGAAUUCGUUUCUCUUUCUAUCUCUAGAAUUUGCCACGUAUACACAUCAUCACCAUCACAUAAAAACUCUACUCUUCUUUUGGAUAAGGACCCAUAGCCUAUAUCUGACCUUUAAUUUGUUUUAAAUUUUCCGUUUUUUAUCUAUAAAUACUCCAUACGUUAUCUCCUGCAAAUCAACACUCACUCUUAAAAUUUUUUAUUAUUAUUUUUUUCAGUGAAUUUUUCGAAUCAUUGAGGAGACAUUCACCAACUUUUUUUAUUUAUAAAAUUGGCCCACAACUAUUUUUUUCUGCCCACUGUUUUGUGAUCGAUUCUGUUUGUAUAAAGGGAUUUCUGGGUUUUGGUUGGAUUGAGUUAUUUGGUUGAUUCUUGAAGAAAAAAUGGCGACGGCUUCUGUGGGUUUGAUCGGAGGAAAUGGGUGCGGCGGUUCUUCGAGUUCUUGGUUUCAAAUCAAGAACCGGAAGAAGAAGAAUAAUAUGGGGAGGAAUCGGGUCAAUUUUUAUUGUGUUUCUUCUAAUUCGGUUGCGGAUCCUUAUAAGACUCUUCGGAUUCAACCCGGUGCUUCUGAAUCUGAUGUCAAGAAAGCUUUUAGGCAGCUUGCUUUGCAGUAUCAUCCGGAUGUUUGUAGAGGAAACAAUUGUGGAGUGCAGUUUAGUCGGAUUAACGAAGCCUACGAUAUUGUGAUGAGUACUCUGAGGGGAGAAGUAGACGGAUCGCAGAUGUUCGACUCAUACGAGCCCUCCGAUCAAGGAAUCGAUGAGCCGAUGAGAGGGAUGGAUAACGAUCCGGAAUGGGACAUGUGGGAAGAAUGGAUGGGAUGGGAAGGAGCUGGUAUUAGAGACUACACAUCUCAUAUUAAUCCUUACAUUUGAGCUGGAAAAUUACAAUUGUAAAUAAAUUGAUCAUAUUGUAAUGUACAUUUAAUUAUUUACCGAGGAAAACCCACCCACGUGAAUUAUGCAACUCAACCUUGUCAAGAAGAUAAAAAAGAUUGAUAAGGUUGUGUUUGUUGUAUAUAAAUUAAUGUGGGGGUUAAAGUGGUUAUUUUUUCUGUAUAGAAAGUGGUCGAGUUUGCAUCACUUUUCUGCAAAUGAAAAAGUUAGAACCAAAUAAUUUAGAA
Messenger RNA from Mercurialis annua (annual mercury), 1476 nucleotides. Its product is annotated as chaperone protein dnaJ 8, chloroplastic. The record is from RefSeq and is a predicted model, not a curated record. The transcript is spliced from 3 exons. The coding region runs from base 737 to 1228 and encodes 163 amino acids. NCBI's taxonomy places the organism in Eukaryota, Viridiplantae, Streptophyta, Magnoliopsida, Malpighiales, Euphorbiaceae.